This is a messenger RNA of Darwinula stevensoni, 1100 nucleotides long. NCBI's taxonomy places the organism in Eukaryota, Metazoa, Arthropoda, Ostracoda, Podocopida, Darwinulidae. The record is from the annotation of a GenBank genome assembly.
GCCGCCACAUGCGCAUCGAUCGAGUACGCUCGUGUUCGCUCUCUUCCCGUCUCCAUUCGCAUGGAGACAUCUGAUAGCACUUCUUGAAGUGUCCUUCAGUUGAGAUUUAAGAACUAUCCGAAGUGACCUCUGAUUGGAUAUGAGAGCAAAGUGGAGGAAGAAGCGGAUGCGCAGGCUGAAGCGAAAGCGCAGGAAGAUGAGGGCAAGGUCCAAGUAAACUAUCCUUCACACUGUAGCAUCUCCACAUAUCCUGAUUUGGUCAAGGUUGGAGAGGGAAAGAAAGGAAGAAUGAAUGUAGAAGAAGCUCCUAAGGAUCCUUUGCUCAGCCCUUUGCCAUCGUUAUUGAAAGAUGUUCUGACACCCCUUGGGCAGAAGUUGGUAUUGAGAAGUCAAACUCGAUCAAGAGAAGCUCCAUUUGCUGAGAAGUACUUGCGUCACUUCCUCCCAGUGACUGACCAGAGUGGAUUGAAAGAGGGACUGCACAGUGGAUUUGUGUUGGGAAAUGUGCGGCUUGAUCGACCUAAACAACAGCCAAGGGUGAGGAGAAAACAACUGAGUGCCCGGGAAAGGAGACGCCUUGGGAUCCAUAGGCUGGAUGCCAAGAAUCGCCGCUUCUCUGAGUUCCUGCCACUUCACCGUCUCUGGCAAGGAUACAUGCGGGAGUUUCUGGGUUUGGAAGGACUGAAACAACAAGGCUGGGAAUGCAAGCAUUGGGAGGGUCCUCAUGCUCGUCUCUUGACCAAGCUCUGCCGAGCAGACUAUCACGGUUGCCUCUUGAAGGUGACUGCAUCUCGUUGUCCAUCUCUCAUUGGAAUCUGUGGCAUUGUGGUGAAGGAAACAAGGAAUUCUUUUCUCAUCAUGGAGCGAUCCAACACCAUAAAGACCCUUCUCAAGGAUGGUUCACAUUUUGGGUUCCUGCUAGAUGGGUAUUUUUUCACCUUGUAUGGGACCGCUCUUCUGAUGCGUCCUGCAGACCGUUCCACAAGGAAGUUCAAGAUCAACAAGAACACUGUCCAGCUUUAGACCUCACUCAGGAUCAUGUGUUUGAUGUUUCAGGUUUAUUUUGACCUUUGUUCAAUGAUAAAUGGAAUAUAACCUCA